AUAUCUUUCAUCUCUUGUUUCGACCAGAACUCGAACAAUUUUUCCUCUUCUUCUUCCUCCUCCUCGAACGCCAAUGGCAAAACAAACAAAAACAAUGGCCGACGGACAGUACUGCUAGCGGCUGGCGGAGGCGCAGCGGCCGCGGGUUUGCUGGCGGUUGGAGACGAUGUCAAAUAUACAUACGAAGCGGUAGAGAGGACGGGGAGGGUGGCGAGCACGUUGGCGAUAUGCGUGAACGAUUAUCGGGUGACGUUGAACGCAAGGGAGAAGAUUGAGGACCCGGAGGAGAAGCAGCGGUUGCUGAGGGAGUGUCAUCAGCGGUGUGCGGAUCGGACGUUGGAGGUGCUGGAGAAGAGUGGUGGAAUUUUUAUCAAGUUGGGGCAGCAUUUGAGCGCAAUGAACUACCUCCUCCCCCCCGAAUGGACAACAACCUUCAUCCCUCUCCAAGACAAAUGCCCCGUCUCCUCCUUCGAGUCGAUCGAGCGCAUGUUCCUCGAAGACACCGGCACCUCGCUAUGGGACUACUUUUCCGAAUUCUCUCGCGAGCCCAUCGGCGCCGCCUCGCUGGCCCAAGUCCAUCUAGCCACCAUCAAAGAAACCGGCCAGCGCGUCGCCGUCAAAGUCCAACACCCGUCCCUCCAGCGCUGGGCGCCCCUGGACAUGCGUCUGACGUCGACCACCUUCAAGACGCUCAAGUACUUCUUCCCCGAAUAUGACCUCGAAUGGCUCUCGUCCGAAGUCGAGAUCUCCCUGCCAAAGGAACUCGAUUUCACCUGCGAAGCCGAAAACGCCCGCCGCACCUCCCGCUACUUCGCCGAAUUCGCUCCCUCCUUGCCUUUAGUCAUCCCCGACGUUCUCUGGGCCAAGAAGCGUCUGCUGGUCAUGGCGUGCGAAUCAGGCCACCGCCUCGACGAUCUGGCGUACAUGGACGCCCACGGCAUCGACCGGGACGAAGUCUCUGCCACGCUGGCACGCAUUUUCAACGAGAUGAUCUUUGGCGAGGGCGCGCCCCUCCAUUGCGAUCCGCACGGGGGCAACAUUGCCAUCCGCUACCAUGACAACAACAACAACAACAACAACAAGUCCAAAUCCAAAUCCAAAUCCAAAUCCAACUUUGACAUUAUUCUGUACGACCACGGCCUCUACCGCGAUAUCCCCCUCCCCCUGCGUCGCUCCUACGCCAAACUCUGGCUGGCCAUCAUCGACGGGGACAUCCCCAAGAUGAAACGCUACGUGUACGAAGUCGCCGGCAUCGGGGAAGACAAGUUCCCUCUUUUUGCUAGUGCCAUCACCGGCCGCGACUUUAUCAAUGUCGUCUCCGCCACCGACAGCGGAGGCGUCCUGAAACCCAAAGAGGCAUCGGAACAAAAGUCCAUGUCCACGGCACUGCAGGAGGGGCUGAUUGUGGAUUUGGUGCAGAUGUUGGGGCAAGUGCCGAGGAUUAUCUUGUUGAUUCUCAAGACGAAUGAUUUGACGAGGGCGCUGGAUGAGAGUCUGCAUACCAAGCAAGGGCCGGUGAGGCAGUUUUUGAUUUUGGCAAGGUAUUGUAUGCGUACGGUGUUCUACGAACAACUGGAGGAGAUUAGGGGGCUGGGAAGUAUUUGGCGCCCGGCGAAUCUAGUGAGGCUGGUGGGCGCGUGGUGGGGGAUGGCGAGGGUGGAAGUCAAAUUGGAGGUGUUUGAGUUGUGGUUGAGGGUCAAGAGGGCUUUGGGGCUUGGGUCGGGGUUCGGGAUGGGGAUGGGGAUGGGAGAGGAGGCACAACAACAGGUGGUGCCGGUGGGGAAGAAGGGGCAGAAGAGGUUGGAGAGGGAGGUUGAGGCUGCUGCUGCUGUUUCUGUUGCUGCUGCUGCGGCUGCGUAG
Messenger RNA from Neurospora tetrasperma FGSC 2508, 1860 nucleotides. RefSeq lists its product as uncharacterized. The transcript is spliced from 3 exons. Gene Ontology annotation, biological process: lipid homeostasis; mitochondrion organization. Gene Ontology annotation, cellular component: mitochondrial inner membrane. The record is from RefSeq and is a predicted model, not a curated record. NCBI's taxonomy places the organism in Eukaryota, Fungi, Ascomycota, Sordariomycetes, Sordariales, Sordariaceae. The annotation marks the transcript as partial.